UGGAGCGAGGCGGCGGUGGAUCACUUUCUGAGGUCGCAGCGCAUCGGAGCGAGGGACGGGGUGGCCAUCAAGUGGUUCCACGCCGCCAAUAGUAAGGCCCGAGCCAAGGAGGCCGCAAGAAGUGAUGUUCACAUGAUAGAAGCAGAUGUUCUUCUUCGUGGUGGCAAAGGAGACCCAAUCAUGGCUCAUCCACCUGAAACAGACAGUGACAACACAUUGCAAGAGUGGCUAAAAGAGAUUGUCAGCACAGAUAAAGGCAUCAAGCUGGAUUUUAAGAGUCUAGAAGCCGUACGGCCUUCCUUGGAGCUUCUUGAGCACGUGAAGCAGCAUUUGAGGCGACCUGUGUGGAUCAAUGCAGACAUCCUACCAGGACCUAAUGGAAGUGAUACUGUGGUGGAUGCAAAAGGGUUCCUCGACACUGUCACUUCAUUUUUCCCAGUUGUAACCUUGUCACUGGGAUGGACAACUGGCUGGCACCGUGACAAACACAGUAAAGGCUAUGAUUGGAUGAUGGUGAAAGAAAUGGCUCAGAUAUGCAGUACGCUUUCCCAGCCUGUAACCUUCCCUGUAAGAGCAGUGUUAGUACAACAGUCGAUGUCUGAGCUGUGUUGGUUAAUGCAACGAUCAGAUAGAUACAGCCUCACUGUUUGGACGGGAAAGGAAGACGUUUAUUCUGUAGAAGAUUUGCUUUACAUUCGAGAAAACUUUGAUAAAAGUAGUGUUUAUUAUGACAUCUUAGAGCCACAAAAUUCUGAAUUCAAAAAAGCCAUAGGAGUGGAAUAG
Molecule: messenger RNA, 783 nt
Organism: Mesitornis unicolor (brown roatelo)
Lineage: Eukaryota; Metazoa; Chordata; Aves; Mesitornithiformes; Mesitornithidae
Gene: FAM151B
Product: family with sequence similarity 151, member B
Exons: 5
Coding region: 133-783 (216 amino acids)
Source: RefSeq, a predicted model, not a curated record